GCUUGAGCUGACGUCCCUCUCAGAGAGUCAGAUCGUCUUGGGCCGCUGGCGCGCCCUUACACAUCGAUACGCCAAGCAGGGGAUGCCGAACCUGGUUGACGAGCUCACGAAGAUGUUCGUCAGCGACGUUCGCAACCUGCUCCUCGUCGCAGGGUCGUCGACGAUGCAGAUCGACAGCCUCAUCUCGCGCACGCGGGACAACUUCCGCGCGGUCGUCGACGCCGCCAUCAAGCUCCGUGCCGCCAUCGGCGAGGACGUCAUCUCGUGCGACUUCGAGACCAUUCUCAUCCACCCUGGCGACGCGUUCGACGCCGCGAGCAUGGUGGAUGCGUUCGAGGGCGCUAAUGCCGCUGGCGUGAACUCGAAGAACGUGUUGUGCACGUCGGGGCUGGGCCUCCGGCGGUGCAAGAAGGUGAAGAUGGACGGGGACGCGAAUGCACAGUGGGAGGUAACGGUGUUACAGAAGCCGCAGGUAGUCCUCCAGUCCGCUAUUAGUCAGUGAUCCUAGCCGUAUGGUACUCAUGCUCCUAUGUUUGUUAUGUCUUAUGUUCAUUUAAGGAACACUUCUAUCCACGACGAACAGUUCUGAUAUCAUGAACUAGUGGUUAUGUGACAACAGUACGGCGCUAAGACACAAGACAAGCUAAUCGUCAUACCGGCUCCCUUCGAUCUCGUCAUAGACGAUGGAAAGCCCGCACUCGUGACCUAACUG
Phanerochaete carnosa HHB-10118-sp is the source of this 712-nucleotide messenger RNA. RefSeq lists its product as uncharacterized. The transcript has a single exon. NCBI's taxonomy places the organism in Eukaryota, Fungi, Basidiomycota, Agaricomycetes, Polyporales, Phanerochaetaceae. The record is from RefSeq and is a predicted model, not a curated record. Bases 113 to 502 code for a protein of 129 amino acids.